AUGUGUAAUGUAGUAACAUGUGGUAAUGCUGUACAAUGUGGUGAUGAAGAUGAAGAAAUAGUUGUCGCAGAGGAAGACGAAUUCAGCGUCCAAACACAUCCUCCAUCUCUAAUAGCACAUCUACCAUCAGGCACAUUAUGGGAUACACAAGUCGUGCCUUACUCGCAGAGCCUGGGUUCGAGUCUCGGACACGAAGAUCUAUUAACAGGUCGUUCCCAUCAUCAAAGAACAAAUGUUUGCUCGGGCAGUCUUUCUCUUUGUUGUCUCAAUUGUCCACCUCAGAGCUGGCAUUCAGGUUUUCCUGAGUUGAUGACUGCUCCUGUUCCUGGAGGAAAUGCAGCGUCCGCCGUAUCAGCUUCCGUAGCAGCUGCGGCAGCCGCCGCUGCUGCUGCCGCUGGUGUCUGUGUGGGGCUUGUCCCGACAGCUGGGGGCGCGGCAACCGCCGUCUCUUGGUCGUCGUGUGGGGCUACCGAUGUGAGACUGGAAUCUGGAUGUCCAAAAGACGGAUCUAAAGGGGGUCAUCCACCCAGGAAAGUGAGGAGAAAUCGAACUGUGUUUACAGAGCUGCAACUGAUGGGGUUGGAGAGGCGAUUUGAUUGUCAGAAGUAUUUGUCCACACCUGAUAGGGCUGAAUUGGCCAGGGCGUUAGGGCUGACGCAGUUACAAGUGAAGACGUGGUAUCAGAACAGAAGAAUGAAGUGGAAAAAACAAGUAAUGCAAGGGGGAUGUACUGUUCCACCGACAAAACCAAAAGGCAGGCCAAAAAAGAACUCGAUUCCCUCAUUAAACGAAACUCGAACUGCAAAUGAAUUAGCCAAUUUGAAAGAGACAUUUUGAAGAGAACAAUUUCUUUUAAAGGAAAGAAACAAAAGUUCCUAUGGCUCUAUGCUCAAGGUUCCUUACUUUUCCAGAAUUCAAGAUUCCUAAAAACUUUUAACUCAUGAUUUUACUUUAUCAUCUCUCAAAGAGCAAACGACAUGAAAGAAAUUUAAGAACAACGUCUUUUUUAACCUCUGUAGUUUCUGAAUUCUCAGGACAAUGCUGAUUAAUUAUUUCGAAGCAUGUGUAAAAGGACCCAAUUUUAAUUGAGAGGUACUUUAACUGUAAGCCAUUGCCGUAAGUAGUACGACGUAUUUUACGUAAAAUUUUAUUUUCAUAUUUAAACUGAAGGAAUUUUUUUUUAAUUUCAUUUUAAUUCUUAGAUUUUCAAGUUGUUUUUUCCCUAUCGUUUUGACCAACAAUAUACUACGUAAAA
Messenger RNA from Parasteatoda tepidariorum (common house spider), 1255 nucleotides. RefSeq names its product homeobox protein BarH-like 1b. Gene Ontology annotation, biological process: regulation of DNA-templated transcription. Gene Ontology annotation, molecular function: DNA-binding transcription factor activity, RNA polymerase II-specific; DNA binding. Lineage: Eukaryota; Metazoa; Arthropoda; Arachnida; Araneae; Theridiidae. The record is from RefSeq and is a predicted model, not a curated record.